Messenger RNA from Capsella rubella, 1548 nucleotides. RefSeq names its product carbamoyl-phosphate synthase small chain, chloroplastic. The transcript is spliced from 10 exons. Gene Ontology annotation, cellular component: carbamoyl-phosphate synthase complex; cytoplasm. Lineage: Eukaryota; Viridiplantae; Streptophyta; Magnoliopsida; Brassicales; Brassicaceae. The coding region runs from base 88 to 1377 and encodes 429 amino acids. Gene Ontology annotation, molecular function: carbamoyl-phosphate synthase (glutamine-hydrolyzing) activity. Gene Ontology annotation, biological process: L-glutamine metabolic process; L-arginine biosynthetic process; 'de novo' pyrimidine nucleobase biosynthetic process. The record is from RefSeq and is a predicted model, not a curated record.
AAACAAAAAAAAGAGAACCUUGACGCCGUUUCUUUACUUUAUUCUCUCUCAAGUACUGUCUCCUUACUGUCACUGAGAAACAACAACAUGGCCAUGGCAACGAGGACUCUGAGCUUUGUUUUGCCUACGAGCUUAUCCUCCCAGCCGUCACUCGAUCGUCGCGGUGGAUUUAGGGUUUCGGUCAUCCGAUGCUCUGCUUCUCCACUCACUUUUUCAUCCUCUGGUGUUGCCGAGAAACCUUGGAUUUCGUACAAUGCUAGGCUUGUGUUAGAAGACGGUUCCAUCUGGCCGGCUAAGACCUUUGGUGCUCCAGGAACCCGUAUUGCGGAAUUGGUGUUUAACACUUCCUUGACUGGGUAUCAAGAAAUUCUAACUGAUCCUAGUUACGCCGGGCAAUUUGUGCUUAUGACAAACCCACAAAUUGGUAACACUGGUGUCAAUCCCGAUGAUGAAGAAUCUGGACAAUGCUUUCUUACUGGUUUGGUGAUAAGAAAUCUCAGCAUCAGUACCUCAAACUGGAGAUGCACCAAAACACUUGCCGACUAUCUAACUGAAAGGAACAUCAUGGGAGUUUAUGAUCUUGACACUCGAGCAAUAACCCGUCGCUUAAGAGAAGAUGGUAGUCUUAUCGGGGUUUUGAGUACAGAACAGUCCAAAACAGAUGAUGAACUUCUGCAAAUGUCUCGUUCAUGGGAUAUCGUAGGUAUUGAUCUAAUAAGUGAUGUUUCAUGUAAAUCUCCCUAUGAAUGGGUCGACAAAACAAACCCUGAAUGGGAUUUCAACACAAAUUCACGUGAUGGGAAAUCCUACAGAGUUAUCGCUUAUGAUUUUGGAAUCAAGCAAAACAUCCUAAGACGCCUAUCAUCUUAUGGGUGUCAAAUCACUGUUGUUCCGUCUACAUGGCCAGCUUCCGAGGCCCUGAAUUUGAAUCCAGAUGGGAUUUUGUUCAGCAACGGACCUGGAGACCCUUCUGCUGUGCCAUAUGCUGUUGAGACAGUUAAAGAGCUUCUCGGUAAAGUCCCUGUUUACGGAAUCUGUAUGGGUCAUCAGUUGCUCGGCCAAGCUUUGGGUGGUAAAACCUUCAAGAUGAAGUUUGGCCAUCAUGGUGGAAACCACCCAGUUCGUAACAACAGAACUGGCCAGGUGGAGAUCAGUGCUCAGAACCACAACUAUGCGGUUGAUCCAGCUUCACUUCCUGAAGGCGUAGAAGUGACGCAUGUCAAUCUGAAUGACGGAAGCUGUGCAGGUCUAUCUUUCCCGGCAAUGAAUGUCAUGUCUCUCCAGUACCACCCUGAAGCCUCCCCUGGACCUCACGACUCUGAUAACGCAUUUAAAGAGUUCAUUGAGCUUAUGAAGAGAUCGAAACAGAGCUCAUAAAUCAAUGGGAAGUAAUCUUUGUUUUGUACUACUUGCUGUUUUAAAUCAUCACACUUGAAUUAUAAUAUCAACUGUUUUGUUAGUAACAACAAUGGAGUUGCAUUAUUGUUUUCGUUGUGACUGUAUUAAGGAACCAUCCCACCUAUUAAAAAUAAUUAAGAAUUCGUAAAA